UAAUAUUAGUGCAGAACACUGUACCUUUAAUUUAAAUGCCUUGGAGUUCUGCUGGGGAAGAGAAAUAAUACUGUCAGUCAGUAUGACAUGCAGAUGAGUGCCGUCGAUCUUAGAAUCACCGCACACUUCACUCAUUUGGCCAGUCACGGGGCCAAAAAACCAGUGCUUGGAGCCACAGUGGGUGGAGGGAGCAGCAAUGGGGGGCCCAAAAGCAACCCUAUGACAAAAUGGAAACCAAGGAGUGUGAGGAGACCUCAAAGGGGCACAUGGGAGAAUGUGGGGAUGGAGACACAGCAAAGGGAAGGCCGUACAGGGGCC
Messenger RNA from Staurois parvus, 318 nucleotides. Lineage: Eukaryota; Metazoa; Chordata; Amphibia; Anura; Ranidae. The record is from the annotation of a GenBank genome assembly.